Molecule: messenger RNA, 1953 nt
Organism: Falco peregrinus (peregrine falcon)
Lineage: Eukaryota; Metazoa; Chordata; Aves; Falconiformes; Falconidae
Product: protein FAM83D-like
Exons: 4
Coding region: 72-1772 (566 amino acids)
Biological process (GO): positive regulation of cell cycle G1/S phase transition; regulation of ERK1 and ERK2 cascade; protein localization to mitotic spindle
Cellular component (GO): mitotic spindle pole; cytosol
Source: RefSeq, a predicted model, not a curated record
GCGGCGGCGCGGCCCGUUUGGAUUCAAAGCCGCUAUAAAGGCGGCGCCGGGCCGCGCCGCGCCGCAGCGCCAUGGCUAACCCGUCGCAGUGCCUGGAGGAGGGCGCCGGGCGCUGGCCGCCGCGGCCGCCCGGUCCCUACAGCGAGGCGCAGCGGCUGGCGCUGGAGGAGCUGGUGGCGGGCGGCCCCGAGGCGCUGCGGGCCUUCCUGCGGCGGGAGCAGCUGCCGCCGUUCCUCUCGGAGCCCGAGGUGCAGGCCAUCGCGCGGGGCGCCCUGCCGCCCGCCGCGGCCCCGGAGCCGGCGGCCGAGCCCUCGCUCGGCGCCUCCCUCGACGCCUCGUCGCUCACCUACUUCCCCGAGCGCUCGGACCUGGAGCCGCCGGCGCUGGAGCUGGGCUGGCCGGGCUUCGCCAGCGGCGCCUUCCGCGGGCUGACGCGGGUGGAGGCGCACUUCCAGCCGGGCUGCGGGGACAGCAUCUACGGCUGCAAGGAGGCGGUGCGGCGGCAGAUCCGCUCCGCCCGGCAGGUGAUUGCGCUUGUGAUGGAUUCCUUCACAGAUAUUGAUAUCUUCAGUGACCUUCAGGAUGCCUAUAACAACCGCAAAGUCCCUGUCUAUAUCCUACUUGACCAGGACUUUCUACCACAUUUCUUGGAAAUGUGCAAGAAUUUGGGGGUUUGUCCUGAGCAGGAAAGUAUGAUGAGAGUUCGAACUCUCACGGGGAACACAUACUACCUGAGGUCGGGUGCCAAAAUUGUUGGGCAAUCCCAUGAGAAGUUCAUGUUAAUUGAUGGCAUUAGAGUGACAACAGGCUCCUACAGUUUCACGUGGUCUGAUGGAAAGCUGAACAGCAGUAACUUGCUGCUAUUGUCAGGUCAAGUGGUUGAACACUUUGACCUUCAGUUCAGAAUUCUUUAUGCCCAGUCGAUGCCCAUCAGCCCUAAAUGGCUGUCCAGCUGCAGAAACAGUGGGAUGUUUGAUCACCUGGUGAACAGAACAGAGUCCUCUAAAGAAUAUACUGUGGAAGGCAAUUUGAGAGCAGAAUUCGCCAUACUGGCUAGCACUCCAAAGAAAUUGUUGAAAGAACGAGAUCAGGCAGAAGAUACUCCUGGAGGAAAACCUCGUAACCUGGACACCUCUUCUCUCUGUGAAGAGGAGUGGUUCAGCAAUCAAGUGGCCUUGGUGGAACGGAAAAGCACAUCAACUCAGACUGGCCCAUGGGAAGAGAAGCCUGCAGUGAUGGUGUGCAGUGUUGCCACGCAGACCAGUGCUUUAAUGGCAGAAACUGGCACUCAAACUUCUGUUGCUGCUAGAAUGACGGGCACUCAGACUUCAGUUUUGCUGAAGACUGCAGUGACACAGACAAAGGAAGAUGAGCAUACAGAAACACCCCUGCUUCACAGGAAGUUGUCAAAAGAAGGAUCUUCUCUGUCUGGAAAGGCUGUAUCCAGUUCUAGUCUGCGAUCCCUGUCUUCAUCAUCAUCCCAGUGCUCUCUGGCAAGCUCUACUGGUUCACUAUCUUCUCUCCGGUCCUUUGAAUAUUCUAGCAGUCACAGGGCAGAAUAUUUCCAAAAACUGCAUAAAGAGAGGCAAUUCCACUACUCCACUAUCAGGUCAAAGCUUAGCCACAUGGUGGAUAUCCUGUCCCGGAGGGGACGUGUGCCUGAAAACUACAUGACCCAGUACACGGGAAGAUGCAAUCUAAAGCAGAGACGUGACAUCAGUGCCAGCCUGCGCAGCCUCAGAGAUGUUUCACUCUUUUCUCUGAAUAAAUGAUUACUGUGCUGACUGCAGAACACAAGUUCCAGUCUGAAACUGCAGGCACUUUGUACCUGCUGAUUCCUCCACUUUCUUCCAGCACUUUUACUUUUUUUCAAUACAUGUGUAUGUUGCUCUCCAACACUAUGUUUUAUUCUAUGCAAUUUAAGCAAUAAAAAAAGAGGUAUUUUAGUUUUUA